Leptosomus discolor (cuckoo roller) is the source of this 1218-nucleotide messenger RNA. Its product is annotated as KIAA0513 ortholog. The record is from RefSeq and is a predicted model, not a curated record. Lineage: Eukaryota; Metazoa; Chordata; Aves; Leptosomiformes; Leptosomidae.
AUGGAGGCCCCCCUGGACGUGCCCGUAGGGAACCUCAUCGACUUUGAUGCCGAAACACCCACCUGCGUCCCCUCGGAACCCUCUCCUCCCGCUGCCCCCAGCGGCAACGGGCACCUGGGGGACGAUGGGGACGUGGCCGGGGAGGAGAGCGAUGCCACCGAGUCGGCGGACAGCGAGAAUGACAUGGGUGACUCUCCCAGGCGCUGGUGCGGCUACCGUUUUUUCCCCCCCACCCAGAGCAGCGAGGCGGCCCGGGACGAGGCGACGGCCGAGCGCCGGGAGUUCAUGCGGCACUACGUGGAGAAGAUCUUCACCGGGGGAGAGGAUUUGGACCAAGAAGAGAAGGCCAGGUUUGGUGAGCUCUGCAGCAGCGAGAACGGGAAGGGCAGGGAGUGGUUCGCGAGAUACGUGAGUGCCCAGCGCUGCAACUCCAAGUGUGUCUCGGAGCAGACCUUCUACCGCCUGAUGCAGUCGUUCGCCCUCGUGCUGUUCGAGUGUCACCAGAUGGAUGACUUCAGCCCUGCCAAGAACCUCAUGACCAUGUGUUUCACCUACUACUACGUGGGCAAGACCCACGCGCUGCCCUCGGAGGCCAAGGAGAAGCCCAGGGGCAGCAUCGACUCGUACCUGAAGUCAGCGAACAGCUGGCUGGCGGAGAAGAAGGACAUCGCGGAGCGGCUGCUGAAGAACACGUCAGCCAAGACGGAGAACGUCAAGGGCUUCUUCGGGGGCCUGGAGACCAAGCUGAAGGGUCCUACCACCAAAAAGAGCGACGAAGGUGAGGACAAACCAAAGGAGAAGCUGAAGAAGACGGUUUCCAUGCAGAGCCCAGAGGAGGAGAAGAAAGGAGAGAGGAUCUACCUGUACAUGCACCUCAAGCAGCAGCCGAUCUGGCACAACCUGCGGUUUUGGAACGCCGCCUUCUUCGACGCCGUGCACUGUGAGCGCAGGAAGCGGUCCCCCACCACCAGAGGGAACACUGGGGAGGAAGAGGAGAAGAGGGAGAAGUGGUGCCACAUGACGCAGGAGGAGCGUUUUUUUUUCAACGAGAACAUCACCUUCGGGCAGCUGGGCACCUUCAUUCACAACAUGCUGGCGUUCGGCCUGAACAAGAAGCUCUGCAGCGACUUCCUGAAGAAGCAGGCGACCAUCGGCAAUUUGGACGAAGAGCAAUACAAGCUGCUCAGUGACCACAUCGAGCAGAUGGCCACCGAAUAG